AACAAGAAACAGCUGAACUCAAACCUGCUGCAAACUUGAGGCUGUAAUGAAACUGGCUGAAACAGUACAACGGCAUGAAGAAGUGCAUAUUGGCUUUAUAUUCGCUGCAUAUUAUGAUACUUAAUUUUUAGAGACAAUUUUCUCUAACCUUUUGAACGAAAGACCCCUAUCGCUAAAAAUGACAUUUUACUGGAAGCCACCCAGAGGACUUAUGGAGCUGGAUGACUUAAUGGACUGUGUCCAACAAAGGAUGCUACUUAUAACUUCUGUGAUAGAUGAUAGACCGCCAGUAGGGAUCAAAGUGCAAUAUUUUAAUGAAGGCACCGCCAUAGACCGUGCGUCGCAUUAUUUGCUAAGACUGGUAACAUCGUCAUCGGCGCUGCUCAAAAACUUUGUGGUCAAAGGGGAAUGCGAGUUAUUCAAGAAAAGACUGAAACUAUGUGACCACCUAGAAGUGAGCGAAUUGCUUGCUACGAGUCUGAGGCACGUCGAUGAAAUUCUUGACUUCAGGUCUUUGGAUAAUAGCAGUAGACAAUAUCUGCUUCAAUGUAAAGACAUUUUCCAAAAGCUGUCCGGCAAGAAAAGAGGCUUGGAUCCCUUGCAGCAUACUUUUGCGGUGAACCACCCAAGCGACUGUUCCGAGCACAAAAUCAUAGUUCCUUUCAAGUCGUGUCUGCCGCUGAUUUCGCAAAGACUCGUUAAACUGACCGGUGGCUAUGCUUGGGUCAACUGCAGCCAGUGGGCGGGCCUACUGUCCUGCGUUUUCCACAUGCAUUUGCUGCAUGGCUACGAAGACCUAGGAAAGGCAGGAUGCGGCCUGGCGCGGCAAGACUCUCGUCUCCGCCACCUCUCCUCCUUGAUUGAGGCCAAAUACAUGCAAAGACCAAUCACCUUCAUCGGUUCUAGUAGCCAAGAAAUUGGAGAGCACCUGACUUGCGACAAUCUUGAGGAACGGAAAAAGCUGUUUCCGCCAUGUGCAAGCGCUUUGCUUAAGCAGCUUAAACAACACCACCGACUCCCUCACCAUGCCAGAGUCCAGCUAACUCUUUUUCUUAAGGAGGUGGGCAUGCCUGUGAAGGAGGCGAUAGACUUCUGGCGCCGAGAGUACAGCACGCCUGCCUCAAAGUGCGGAGCAAAUUGCAGCCACUCUUGGCAGAAAGAUGAGCGGAGGUAUGUGUACAGCAUUCGCCACUUGUACGGACUGGAAGGCGCUCGCACCAACUACGCCGCGCCUGCCUGCUUGAAUUUACAGGGGAGCCUUCUUGCUCCUGGAUCCGCCGGUGGCUGCCCUUUCGUCCGGAUGGCAGAAAAGCCGCUUCUUGAGCUGUUAGACCAGUACCAGCUGCAUGAACACAUGAAAAGCUCCCUUCUAAGUUGUGGCGACCGACCUUCUAAAGCCUGCAAUUUUUUGUUAAAAUGCGUCAUUGAUUCCAAAGAGGACAUAAUGUCAGUGGUCAAGCCAUCCCAUUUCUUUUACCGAUGCAAAAAUUGGGCUGAGGAAUUUUAAAGAUAUUUAAUAUUAUUAAUCAAAAUACAACUUUUUACAGCUUUUUUGUUAAAUAAAAAUAACUUAGUUAGUUAAGUCUGUUUAUUUUAUAAUUAUAUACGUAUCUGCCUACUUUUGCAUUUGGAAAAGCUACAGUUUUAAAAGACAAAGAA
Cloeon dipterum is the source of this 1659-nucleotide messenger RNA. RefSeq lists its product as uncharacterized. Gene Ontology annotation, cellular component: alpha DNA polymerase:primase complex. The record is from RefSeq and is a predicted model, not a curated record. The coding region runs from base 179 to 1507 and encodes 442 amino acids. The transcript has 7 exons. Gene Ontology annotation, biological process: DNA replication initiation; DNA replication, synthesis of primer. Lineage: Eukaryota; Metazoa; Arthropoda; Insecta; Ephemeroptera; Baetidae.